Molecule: messenger RNA, 705 nt
Organism: Coccomyxa subellipsoidea C-169
Lineage: Eukaryota; Viridiplantae; Chlorophyta; Trebouxiophyceae; Coccomyxaceae
Product: TPR repeat-containing protein
Exons: 4
Coding region: 1-705 (234 amino acids)
Molecular function (GO): protein binding
Source: RefSeq, a predicted model, not a curated record
AUGGAUUUCCAGGAAGAGGAGAGGUUGUGGACGGAGCUGAUUGACAAGUAUGAAGGAGUGGAUGCCAAUUGGAGGGCAGACAUUGUGGGGCGGGCUUAUGGCAACAGAGGCAAUGCGCGGACGCGGCAAGGAAAGAUGGACGCAGCCCUGAUUGACUACAAUAAGGCCAUUGCCAUUUGUCCUUGGAGCGUCGACCCCGUAUUAAACAGGGGAGUGCUUUAUGAGAACACCGGUCGCUAUGACGAGGCCCUCACGGAUUACAGGACAGUGCUGGAUGCGGCGCCGAACGAUCCUUCCGGGUGGAACAACAUGGGGAAUGUGAGCUUGGCUAUGGGGAAGUGGGACGAAGCUGCAAACUACUACCAGCGCGCAGUGCAGCUUGCGCCAGCAUUCAGCUUUGCCGCCGCAAACCGCACUCUAGCACUGUAUGCUGGCGGGAAGACCAACGAGGCAAUGAGGGAGAUGCGGACGCUGCUGCGGAGGUAUCCAGACUUCACGGAUCCGCGUGCAGCACUGGCGGCUGCAGAGUGGGAGCUGGGGCAGAUUGAGAGGGCAGAAGGUGACUGGAACAGGGUGGAUGACCCCCGCUAUGCUGACCGGCAGUGGUUAAGGCAGACCCGGAGGUGGCCUGCGCGCCUGUGCGAUGCCCUGGAAGCCUUCCUGGAUGUCAGAUCAACAGGAAAGGCCGCUCCGGCCAUCUCAUGA